AUGUGCAGCACAUCUUCAGGAAUCAUUUCAAUGGGUGUUCUGUCACUGAAAUGCCUUUUUAGCUGUGUGAUGAUGCUUAUACAAGGCACGAAAUGCACAUUCCCAUGCCCAUUUUGCCUAGUCCCUUUUGAGGAGUUUUGGGACUUAUUGAAGACCUAUGAAAUGCACACUACCAAGCAACAUCAAGAAGUGCUGGUGUUAUAUGAGCAGAAGAAGUCAGCCAGUGAGAAGAAACUGAAAUCUCUUGGGUUACAUCCCAUCAAGAACAUUUUUUGGUUGGUAGAACACUCAGAGCCUGAACAGGCUGCAAGCUUUGAGCCACUUCACUCCCUGCAUGGCAGCUUGGGAGGCAAGCACAUGCAUGAGGAGCUCAAGAUUGUUGCCAAUGAACUUGGCCAUGAUUUUGAGACAUGUUUAGAAGAAUGGUAUGACAAUUCAAUUGGGCUGUGGGGCUGUCUGACUAUCACUCAGGGUUUCUGCCUUUCCGCAUUGAAACAAAAUGUGAGAUCUCACCAGGGUAAUCUAAUUAGGAUUUACCUACAGCUUGAAACUCUCAUCAGGCUUGACAUACACACUGAGGCAACCCUUGGAAUGAUUGAACAUGAACUUCCCAUUUUCAGUGGUGAACUCAAGGUGUACCAAUCCUGUGUUCAUCAUUUGCAUGAUACAGGCCUCAAGGACAAUUGGAACUUUCCCAAGGCACACCUCUGGAAGCAUGUUACCCAUGACAUUCAGAGAAAAGGCACUGUUCAUAAUUACAGUGCUUGGCCAAAUGAGAAGAUGCAUGGUCUGCUCAAAGAUGCAUACCAGGAUUGUUCUAAUGGAAAGGAUGUUGCAGGGCAGGUGCAUAUCAAGUCCUUACUUAGAGAUGUUGUUGCAUGA
Pisolithus orientalis is the source of this 882-nucleotide messenger RNA. RefSeq lists its product as uncharacterized. The transcript has 5 exons. The coding region runs from base 1 to 882 and encodes 293 amino acids. The record is from RefSeq and is a predicted model, not a curated record. NCBI's taxonomy places the organism in Eukaryota, Fungi, Basidiomycota, Agaricomycetes, Boletales, Pisolithaceae.